UGCAGCCCUCCCCGCCCUUCGCCGCCUUCGGGCUCAGGCCUCACGCAUCUCUGUUUCUUAAACCCUUUCCCUUGUUUCGCACCCUCUCCUCCCUUGCUCGUCUUUCCCUGGCGGCGACGACUGGGCGAGCGGCGACGCCAUUCGUCACUUCUUCGCCCAGCCCUUUGCCGGCGACGAGCAUCCACCAGUAUAUUCUGAGGAUGGCUUGGGGUCAAGGUGCUAGGAGGCCCAUAUUGGGGCUUCUGUUUCGUGCUCAACAGCAAGCUGCUUCAGCAUUCGAAACUCGUCUAUUGGGCACUCCUGUUCCCCAAAAUGAUAUGUUUCAUAGGAGAUUCAGCUCUCAAGUGUCUUCUUCAGAGCAAAUGAACCUUAUUAAACAACUCCGAGAAAGAACGAGUGCUCCAAUCAAAGAUGUCAAGGCUUCCUUGGUUAGCUGCGACUGGGAUAUUGAGGUUGCACAGAAAGACCUGCGGAAGAGAGGAGUGGUUCUUGCUGCCAAAAAGUCUUCACGGACUGCUGCUGAAGGUUUGCUAGCUAUUGCACAAGAUGAGAAAAGGGCAGCUGUGAUUGAGCUUAACUGUGAAACUGAUUUCGUAGCAAGAAAUGAUGUUUUCCAGUAUCUGGCUUCAUCAGUGGCAAAGAUGGCUUUGUCUGCUCAGGGUCCUGGUCAAUUGUUUUUUCCUUUUGAUCCUGAAUAUUUGGAGGUAUGUCAUAUGUUACUUUAUGACUAUCUUUGUUGGUGAGCUUUUGGAUAUCUUCCAUGUGUUGGUCUGUGUUAUGGCCUUGGUACAAAAGAAGGAAAGGGGCUUGUUAUUGCUUGAUUUUGAUAGUCUGGUGGUCAACUAAUUAAUGAAUUUAGCCUGAAACAGAAGACCACAGUUUGGAUAGCCCCAAUUACUAAAUAGACCUAACCAACUGGGGAUGGCACAAUUGGGGCUUUUCCUGCGGCAGUCGAAUCAGCCACACUCGUGUGCAUAG
Messenger RNA from Panicum virgatum (switchgrass), 978 nucleotides. RefSeq names its product elongation factor Ts, mitochondrial-like. Gene Ontology annotation, biological process: mitochondrial translational elongation. The record is from RefSeq and is a predicted model, not a curated record. The transcript is spliced from 4 exons. The coding region runs from base 201 to 743 and encodes 180 amino acids. Gene Ontology annotation, molecular function: protein binding; translation elongation factor activity. Gene Ontology annotation, cellular component: mitochondrial matrix. NCBI's taxonomy places the organism in Eukaryota, Viridiplantae, Streptophyta, Magnoliopsida, Poales, Poaceae.